Molecule: messenger RNA, 4968 nt
Organism: Acaulospora colombiana
Lineage: Eukaryota; Fungi; Glomeromycota; Glomeromycetes; Diversisporales; Acaulosporaceae
Source: the annotation of a GenBank genome assembly
AUGAUACACACGUUUGGUGCGCAUGGAACUCCAGGAUCGAUAAAAAAAAAGGAUCCAGAGGAAACGGGCGAUGUCAGCACCAUCUUCGAAUCAUUACAAUUGGCGUGUCAAUCAAAGGUCGUUUCCCUGAUGACCAUCUCAUUGGAUUGCAUAGGGAAACUUUUCUCAUACAAUUAUUUGGUGGAACCCGACCAACGCUACACCGCCGAAGGUGAGAGGGGGCAACAGCACGAAGACAAUAAAGAAGAUCCCGGGAGGCUCUUGAUAGAUCGAGCGGUCGAUGUCGUAUGCGAUUGUUUCAUCGGUGAAAAUACCGACGAUCAAGUGCAACUACAGAUAAUCAAGGCGCUUCUUGCAGCCGUGUCGUCGACAGUCGUUCCCAUUCAUCAGUCAUCUCUUCUCAAGUCCAUCCGUACAUCCUACAAUAUAUUUUUGCUCUCCAGAAAUUCCAAAAAUCAGACCAUUGCGCAAGGGACAUUGACGCAGAUGAUUCAUCAUGUAUUCGGUCGCAUAAAUAUCAGUAAUGAGAGCAAAUUCGAGUCACAGGCCAUGGAUCGAAAAACGAGCAGCAGUGUUUCAACAAUUGACGAGUCGAGAUCAGAGCACAACUUUGAUUUGGAAAUAAAGGAAGGCGGCGACGACUUUGAUGGGCAGUAUGGCGAGAAGCAAAAUGGGGAACACGACGGGAAAGGUAGUUUGGAUGCGGAAAGUGUCUACGUCGAAGACGAUCAGGCGUCCGUGAAGUUGGAAAAUGCUGAUGAGAAUUUUAAUGAGGAGGGCAUCGUCGGAACACCCGUGAAAUUGGAGGGCGUACAUGCGUUGGAAUUUGGACAAUGGAAUGAUGCCACAAAUUCUGGUGAGGAUGUUGAGAAAGUUAUCGGGGAAGAAGUGGAGGAUUUCAAAGGUCCGGAAAGUGCCCCCGUAGAAGAAAAAAUGACCCUGAGCUCAUUUGAAAACCGAAAAUCGUUCGAGGCCGAACACAGCAACAGCAGUGCCAGCAAGGAGGAGCUCUUUGUCAAAGACGCAUUCCUGGUCUUUCGCUCUCUGUGCAAGUUGUCCAUGAAAUCCAUGCCGACCUCAGAUUUAAAGUCACAUUCGAUGCGGUCAAAGCUUUUGUCGUUGCACCUGAUAUUAACCAUAUUGAAUUCGCACAUAAACGUGUUUCUCUCGCCCAACGUCUUGAUCACCUCGUCCACAACACACGAGAGAACUAUGUUUGUACUGGCGAUCAAGCAAUAUUUGUGUUUGAGUUUGAGUAGAAAUGCUGCGAGCCAUGUGCCCCAGGUGUUUGAAAUAAGUUUGGAAAUAUUUUGGAAGUGCAUCAGCAAACUUAGGAGUCAUUUAAAGAAAGAGAUCGAAGUAUUUGUCAACGAAAUAUUUUUGCCAAUUUUGGAAAUGAGGGGUUCUUCGACGAAACAAAAGUGUGCGCUCUUGAAUAUCCUCGCGAGGAUCUGCAGUGAUCCUCAAACUUUGGUGGAAAUCUAUUUAAAUUAUGACUGUGACAGGGAGGCAAUGGAUAACACUUAUGAACGGAUUGUGAACAUCGUGUCCAAGAUAACAACGACCUAUACGGCUGUCACUUCUUCUCCCAAUCCCGUGACCAUCAACGCCGACAAGGAUUCACCGAACAAUGGCUCCACAAUAUCACUCACGAGCACGUCAUCUUUGAGCUCCGUCAUCAUUCCACCCUCUCUUUCCACCAAAGCGAUCACCGAGUCAACAUCUUCGCAGCUUCACCAAAACCUUCCUGACGAACUGGCGUUGAAGUACCAAGGCCUCGAGUGUUUGGUGUCCAUUCUACGUUCCCUAGUGGCAUGGUGCGGCAACAAAUCUUCGUCAGAGAGCGCGGAUGAAGAAAAAGAAGAGCAUCCCAGAAGGAGCGAGGAGACGAUUGAGUUUACCUCACUUCAGUCUUCUCACACAAACAAAUCAUCGCCUUCGUCGUCCACCAUGUCGGUCCCCGGCUCGAUGUACAGCGUCUCAACGGACGCAAAAUUAGCGAAGCCCGUCGACGAUCCAGAGGAGUUCGGAAAUUUGAAACAGCGAAAGCAGGUGCUCCAGGAAGGAAUCAAGACAUUCAAUUUCAAGCCCCAAAAAGGUAUCAGUUCAUUAGUAGCCGCGGGUUUCAUCAAGAGCACCGAACCGGCGGAGAUUGCGAGAUUCUUGCUGACUACCGAAGGUCUAGGCAAGGCAAUGAUCGGGGAAUAUUUGGGAGAAGGCGAACCCGAGAAUAUCGCCACCAUGCACGCAUUCGUUGACCUAAUGAAUUUUGAAAAUAUGAAUUUUGUCGAUGCGUUGCGAUCAUUUCUUCAGUCAUUCCGAUUGCCCGGAGAAGCUCAGAAGAUUGAUCGAUUCAUGUUGAAGUUUGCCGAACGUUAUGUAGACGGGAAUCCCAAUCAAUUCGCUAAUGCAGACACCGCCUAUGUGCUCGCGUAUUCGGUCAUCAUGUUGAACACCGAUCUUCACAACCCGCAGAUUAAGCGUCGAAUGACAAAGGAGGAAUUCGUAAAAAACAAUCGUGGAAUAAAUGACAAUUCUGAUCUGCCCGAAGAAUUUUUGGCGUCCAUUUUUGAAGAGAUUCAGAAUAACGAGAUAAAAAUGAAAGAUGAACAUGACGCCGCUCUGAUGCAGCAGGUUCCGGCCUCUCCUGGAGGUAUCGGUAUCUCGAACAUAGGCAGCGCGAUAGUCAACGCGGGGAGAGAUCAUAAGAAAGCGGCUCAUCAAGCUGUCUUGAAGGAGAUGGCAAAUAAGACGGAGACCUUGUUCAAAUCCAUGCUGAGGGCCCAACGUCGUGGUAUCUACACAGCAAACACAACUUUCUAUAGUGCUUCGCACUUUGAGCAUGUUCGGCCCAUGUUCUCGGUCGCGUGGAUGCCUGUCCUGGCCGGGCUGUCGGGACCACUGCAAGAUACCGAAGACAUGGAGACGGCAAACCUCGCUUUGGAAGGAUUCAAACUUGCAAUUCGUAUCAUUUGCCUUUUCGACAUGGAACUUGAGCGAAACGCGUUUGUCACUACAUUGGCCAAGUUCACAUUCUUAAAUAACCUCGGGGAAAUGAAACCGAAAAAUGUGGACGCUAUCAAGACCCUCUUGGACAUCGCGUUGACCGAAGGAAAUUAUUUGAAGGAUUCGUGGAAGGAGGUUUUAACUUGCGUGAGUCAGCUGGAAAGGUUCCAAUUGAUAAGCUCCGGCCUUGAUCAAGAUGUGGUUCCGGGCAUCUCCGUGAGAAAAUCUUCAAGGCACCGCUCUCUGGACAACGGAACGAGACGUUCAAUAUCCAAAAGAUCAUUUUCGUCGCGACCUAAUUCACAGAUCACGUAUGCCGAGGACGUCGCGUUAGAAAGCAAAUCAUCCCAAGUGGUGGUCGCCGUUGAUAGGAUUUUUAGUUCAAGUUCAAAACUUUCCGGGACAGCAAUAGUGGAAUUCGUGAGAGCGUUGAGCGGCGUUUCGUGGGAGGAAAUACAGUCGUCAACUAUGACCGAACAUCCAAGGAUGUUUAGCUUACAAAAGUUGGUCGAGAUUUCCUACUAUAACAUGGGUCGUAUAAGGAUGGAGUGGUCGAACGUGUGGGCAAUAUUAGGAGAACAUUUUAAUCAGGUUGGGUGUCACCCAAACAUAAAUAUCGGCUUCUUCGCCAUAGAUUCCCUCCGUCAGUUGGCUAUGCAAUUUUUGGCCAAGGAAGAGCUCCCCCAUUUCAAAUUUCAGAAAGACUUUCUUCGGCCGUUCGAACAUAUCCUGACCAACAGUUCGAAUAUUUCCAUCAAGGAUAUGGUCUUGCGCUGCAUUCAACAAAUGAUCCAAGCAAAGUCCCAUAACAUCAAAUCCGGUUGGAAAUCUUUAUUCGGUGUAUGUUCGGCUGCCGCGAGGGAGGACGAAGAGUCGAUCGUUUCGAUGGCAUUCGACAUAGUCAGGCUGCUAAUCAAUGACCAAUUUGAUGAUGUGGUAUCCAACAGUAACUAUCCUGACCUCAUGAUGCUGGAGUAUCCUCAGUAUAGAAUUCACGAACCUAUUAAUGGUUCAGGUGGAGUGACUCCUACCAACAAGGUGAUUACGAACGACGAUCCGUCUUUCAAAUUUUGGUAUCCGCUAUUAUUCGGAUUUCACGAUGUUGUAAUGAAUGGCGAAGAUUUGGAGAAUGAUACGUUGGCGCGAAUUGGAUGCUCCUGCUUGCAACAGUUGAUCGUGGAUAACAUAAAGAAACUUGAUUACGACCACUGGGGAAAAAUUUGUUCCAAGUUUGUCCAAUUGUUUGAGUCAACAACGCCGUACGAUCUACUCGAUGAAGACCGCCACUUUGUCGAAGCCGCAAAUGAGCUCAAUGGAAUGUACAGCGGUCAAAAUGAGAGUGGUGUGAAUGGAUUUGUAUCGGAAGUCGACCUGAACACGCGUUCAAUGAUCGACGAUAAUUACGUCGACUCAGAGUACUCAUCGACCACGACAAUUCCACCCAACGAACAACGAGCCCAAGAGUUUAAUCAGAUUAUUACCAAGUGCUUGCUUCAAUUACUUCUGAUCGAUGUUGUCAAUGAGUUGUUGAGCAAUGAAUUGGUGUACGAGUUGAUUCCUUCGGUGCAUCUGUUGAUAAUCGGAGAGUGUCUUGAAAAAUCGUAUCGUUUCGCGCGAAAGUUCAACGAAGACAAGAACCUGAGGAUCGCGCUAUGGAAAAUAGGGUUCAUGAGACAAUUGCCGAAUUUGCUUAAACAGGAGUCGAGCAGCGCAUCUUGUUACUUAAAUUUGUUGGUCAGGAUGCAUCGAGAUGAUUCGGCGGAUCGCAGAGAGAAGAAAGAGGAUAUCGAGGGAAAGUUGGUCCCGCUCUCUUUGCAAAUAUUCAAGCAUUAUAAUUCAUUGGAUCACGAUUCGCAGUCACGAAAUAUUAAUGCCUGGACGCCCGUAGUAAUUUCUGUUUUGAAUGCAUACGUCCGUUUCGACGAUGAUGAUGUACGAGAAGUUUUGAUUGUCAUUUCUUGA